GAUAGGUCUGCAAGAUUAGAAAAUGGGGAGAGGAGCUGCAGAGGUGUGACACAAGGUUUGUUUAUGCGUGUGCUGGCAGCCAAAGCCAUAUCCAUGUGUGAUCUAUAUGUUUCGCUGCUCGUACUUACUACACAAAUCACACAACUCCCGAAGUUUGUAGCCACAGCGUUUCGCGAUGGCGUUCUGCAAGAGAGCAACUACGUUUGCACCAUCGCAAACGCAAAGAAGGUUCCAUGUUGUAAAAAGCACCUUGAUGUGGGUAUGACCCCGAAGGCAGCACAACUGCGCUCCAGCAUGAGCCAUUCGUUUUUAUCGAAGAGGAAUCUUUUUGGAUGCCUGCUUCGUUCCACUCUGUGUCUUCGUGUCUCGUCAGAAACGAAAAAGUGGCAAUCCGCGAUCCGCCGCGUCUUUCCUGCAGAAGAAGAGUCCAUUUUUUCCAAGAAAAUAGGAACCGAGGUAAUACGACAGGAUGCAGCGGCGCACUACACGAGCGAAGAAGAAGUGCGUUUAGCGUCGGGGGCGGAGUUUGCAGGUGUCCGAGACGAGACUACAUCAUCCGGAUCCGCUUCAUCUCACGACUCUUACGUGGAAGAGAAAAGGCACAGUACAACAUCAAGACUCUCGCAGACCGACGAGGUAGCUAGUAGUACGAGCUCGGUGCAGAACCAGAAGAUGGCACGGCAGCAUGGGAAAAGGCGGCGGCGCAAGCUCAGGACGACUGUAAAAGACGAAAAAGGCAUUACGCUGUAUUCGCAUUUAAUCCCCGGCUACGAGUUCAGCAUUCCGAAGCCGGACAACCUGACCGCGAACGAACAGGCAAUGUGUGACUUGUGCGAGCACUUCCACUGCUCCGGUGAAAGCAGAUGCCUGCACCGUGUGUCGCAGGUGAGUUCUGUUGUCGCACCCGGUACUAGUACUAGCAGCAGCCCCUGCCACUGCUACGCCAAGGACAACGCGGACACCACCGCAGUUGCGACCUGCGAGACCACAACGGCGUCUCACUACUACGACCGCGUAACCUGCACGGCAAAACCCGAAUGCGUGUGGUCUACCGAUAGCGAGUGUGUGGACUGGAUCUGCAAGCACUGGAACGUGUUUUUGUUUCCGGAAGUGUGCGCACCGACCCUUGACGUGGUAGCAGGGCUGAAGAACGUCUCUAGUACCACUAGCGCGGCGAUCCAAGGCACAGACGUCAUAGAUUGCGAGCGGUGUUCGAUUGCAAACAAGGAGGCAGAGACCACAAAUCAAGCGAGUUCUUUCAUAUCCACUGGCCAACAACGUCUCGUCCAUGGGGAAGAACUUCUACGAAAGGAGCAGGGUGAACUACAGAACACAACCUGUGCGACCCUCGCGUUUACAGCCAAGGACGACAGCGUAUUUUCGAAGGAAUCCUUUAACCAGUGUACCGCCCCGGAGUGCGUGCACGAACGGGAAAUCGUGUCGGCCGCAGGAAAAUGCAGAUCGCUUUCGACGUUGGCACGACCAAAUGCGUCCUCGAGUGGGUUCUCUUUCAGUAACAAUUCUUUCGAAACGUCGAUGCCGCUUUUCGCGAAAACGCACGUGAAUGGGGUUUUUGAAGUCGAAGGAACCCUCCACUUCAAGCCCUUCCUCUACACCAACUGGAGCUGGGGCGGCGUCCACGGUGUGCAGGGCAGCAUGGGCCUCUGGACGUUUCUCCCACCACUGCUCUGGGAUUUGUACGGUUCCUGGAUGUGGAGUACGAAUCAGACCGACCGGGUAAUAACGACACUAGUGUCCAACGAUAGUACACAUCAUACAACCACGCCGGGAUCCGCUUCUGGUGGGACUACAUCGCACAACAUCACCGCUUCCAGCUUUUCCGACGCCGAGAUGUUGGAGGUAUUUCUCCACGGGUCGAACAAAACAUCCGCCUUGGAUAACACGACGGUGCAGCUGGAGGGGCUGCAAAUGGCCCUGAUGAAGCCGUUGAUCGAAGCACUCGGGGGUAAGCUGACGGACAACAACGCGACGAACGCAACCUCGCACUACGCUUCCACCAAUUUUUUCAACCUAAAUUCCAGUGCGAACAACCACACCGAGGGGGUUGCGGAGUACACCACGACAGAGUACUUCACGGCAGGGGUUGAAGAUGCAGCUAGUGGUGGAACGGGAAUAAACAAUGGUUUACCGAACCAAACGCAAACCAUCUCGUCGCAAUCCUACCAAGGCAGCCCAAGUUCAUCUUCAUCGACUGGAUUGCCAUCUUUUAGUUCCAGCAACUCCAAUCACUCCAGCUCCUCUGUGCAUCUUGCGACAACCAGUUGGGUUACCCACGUGACCAAAACACCGUGCAAUCCUUUUCAGCGCGUCUUCGAGAUGAAGUGGGAAAAAGAGACUCUGCUGGGGAAGCACGCCUGGAGCGAAGUGGUACUCAAGCAUUGUUUUCGCUUUAUUUUUAGUUAUGUAAGGCCGUCGUGGUUUUUUCUGGACCGUACGAACUGUCGCGGCAUGGAUUUUGCCUCGUCUGUGGGAUCGGAUCGCCUCACUUUAUUUUCGCUCCUACAACGCGACGAGCACCGUCGAUGAAGAAAACAAAGAACUCUUUGCUCCAACGACCACACAACUACAGAUUCUCGGUUCGCUCCAAAGUGCCAUCAGAGCGGGGAUUGGCUACUGCCAGAAGCACGAGCCGGUUGGGUAUUUUCCGCUUGUCAAUUUGAACAAGCUAGAGAUCAAGUUGAACGCGACGGCUACCGAGCUCCGUUUUUCCGGACAAGUGGGGAUGCCUUUUCUGACUGGUGGCCAGGGCGAAGAGGAGUGCUUCGAGAAGGUGUUUCUCCGAAAUGUGUGGAAAAUGGCUAUGUCGGGCAUGGAAAACUUCCUCCUGCGGCAGCCGCGGAAGAAGCAGUGUUUGAGCAUGUAUUCCGCGAUCGAAAAAGUCGCGGAUUUGGUCGGGUUGAACAAGACGGCAUUGGAAGUGAAAUUCAAGUCAGGCAGCACCUCCGCGGCCGGCGAUCUCAACGUGUGUCUGGAAAACGCAGGGUUCCACGCGGAGAUGCCACCUUUGUUCGUCGCAGAUCACAAUAGAAGCGAGAAUGCUGAUGAAAGCGGUUCGGCGGGAAACGGCACGAUACGCUUGUACUUGAGUAAAAGCGCCGCUCUUGCAGGAGGAGGCGCUAGUAGUUUGAAAGUGUCAAAUCAGACAGGUAGUAUUGCUCGUCCUUACGAACUGAACGAAACCCGCGAUGCGCUGACCGGGUUGAAGUAUGUGGGGCCGAUACGAAAUUUCCCCCGUGGAAUCGACAUGAGCCGCUUCCUGCUAACGGGGAAAACUGUUCCUCAUUGCAGCGACUGUGCAGAGAACUUUUACAGUACGACCAGCACUAGCACGACGACGACAACAACAGUCACUUACACCUCAGCAGAAAAGGACGAAAUAAACUCCGGCACAAAAAUGGAGAGUGUGCAGGGCGCGAUCCGUCUGAGUCUGGAUGUGUCCGGCAGUUCUGAGACCGUCGAGACAAUAAGCGAAGGCGCGGAUUUCCAAGCUGCGCUCGAAGAGGCUAUCGCAAAAAGUUUUACUGUCGCGGUAGAAACAACGGACGUAGAGUUGCGCGCGCUCACAGCCGAAUCUUCAUCCCCAAUGAGUUUGAGUGGCAGCAGCGCUGCGGCGUCAGCGCUCGUAGAGGAAAGCGGUGCCGUUCUUGCUAGCGAUCGUCCCAGGUCAUGGGAAAAUGAAGCGGUAGCUGUUGAUAAGGAUAUGGACGUGCUGGAGUCAACAUUUGCGCGGGGCCAGGAAGCUCAACGAUCCGAAGGGAAAAGAAAACCGGUGCUGCUGCGGGAAGAAAAAAAGCACCACAGGAGCUCUGAUGUUUUACCGUUUGAGCCUGGAAGUGGCCGAGAUGGCCGAGCCCGCGCGCGCCGGGUAACGAGUCUAGCAGAACAACUACAGGAAGCGCAACAAGAAAGCGGCGAGGGCGCAGCAGCGACACGGCGAAGCAGAGCGAUCGGCUCAGUUGAGAUCCAGUACUCGGUUUUUUGCAAUCCUGCAGACAAAAACGCAGUAGAGCAGGACAUCACCGCUUCAACGUUUCCUGGAGACUUGCACACUAACUUGGUAGCGGGUUUGAGCACGCACGGGGUGUCGGGGAUAAAUUUGAUGGCCGUAACUACUGCUCCCGUGGUCACCGGCACUCCAAGUGUGGGAGCAAAACUGACUCCGGUUGACGAAGAAAGUAUUCAUCGUGCGUACAAGUUUAGUGUAGUCGUUAUUUUCUGUGCGUUUUUUUUUUCGUGUCAUUGAUAUUGAUGAUCAUGAUGGAUAGUACAGACACAGCGAUUUCAAAGAAGAAUCCAUUCCGCAAUACACAAUUACAGGCACCCUUCCGCCCCACACGACCGUACCCAUCGAGGCACAGGUGAAGAAGAAGAAGGCCAAAGCGAUCGCGAAGGAACACGGCGGCGACAUGAUUUUUAUCGGGAUCUGCGCUGUCAUCAUUAUCGUAAUCUGCUGCAUCAGCCUGAUGAGGCCGAAGCAAGCCGUCGAUGGUGAGGACGGUGAUGUUGCACCCUCCCUCGAGGAGGAGAACUUGCUGGACGGUGCAACGAGCCCGGAGCAUGAGGAGCACAAAAGUACCUACCACUUGGAUAGCGACGUGGCGCAGUCACCGCAGGAAGGAGAGGAGGCAGAAGCGGAUGGCGGAGGCGACGAAGUGGUCGAAGGGUGAGCAUAUGUUAUGCCGUUUUAUUGAAUACCAGGAGCAGCAGCUGCAAUUUUCUUAUCCUUGAGAACACAGUUACAUUCCGAAAACAAGGAAACUAGCUUUGAGAAUGGAGCUUAGUUCGACCACG
Molecule: messenger RNA, 4812 nt
Organism: Amoebophrya sp. A120
Lineage: Eukaryota; Dinophyceae; Syndiniales; Amoebophryaceae
Source: the annotation of a GenBank genome assembly